This is a messenger RNA of Helobdella robusta, 908 nucleotides long. RefSeq lists its product as hypothetical. The record is from RefSeq and is a predicted model, not a curated record. Gene Ontology annotation, molecular function: peptidyl-prolyl cis-trans isomerase activity. The coding region runs from base 9 to 335 and encodes 108 amino acids. The transcript has 6 exons. Lineage: Eukaryota; Metazoa; Annelida; Clitellata; Rhynchobdellida; Glossiphoniidae.
AAAACAAAAUGGGCGUUGAUGUGCAAACUAUCACUGCUGGGGACGGCAAAACCUUUCCUCAAAAAGGCCAGACUGUUAUUGUUCAUUAUACUGGAACAUUGGUUGAUGGAAAGAAGUUUGAUUCAUCAAGAGAUAGAGGCAGACCAUUUGAGUUCCAAAUUGGAGUUGGUCAAGUUAUCAGGGGCUGGGAUGAGGGCGUAGCAAAAAUGAGUGUCGGGCAGGUUGCUAAGCUAACAUGUACACCUGAUUAUGCAUAUGGCUCGUCUGGAGCUGGUGGAGUUAUCCCACCAAAUUCAACUCUCAUCUUUGAUGUUGAACUCAUUGGAGUGAAGUAAAAGUUAGGCAGUCUGUCUGUCGGCCAGCACAUCUCUGUUUCACUAAUUUGUGUACUGCCAAGACAAAAAAAAGUUUCUUUUAGUGUUUUAUUUGAGUUACUAAUACUACAUAGACAUAAUUCGUUUUUACAUUUAUAAACAUUUUCAUAUCUAUGUUAUUGUGACAGGACAGUGAUAAGAACGUUGAUUUUAGAAUAAUCAAAAUUUUUUGACUGGUUUACUAGUUGGUCUUGAUUGAUUGAUUGAAUUGGUUUUUUGAUUGGUUUAUUUAAAUCUCCUGAUAUCAAAAAUUUUUUUACUUUAUACAAUACAUGAAACUAUUUGACAUAACGUAACGUAAUAUUAUAUUUUCCUUAUUCAAUACUAAACAGCGCUCCUAAAUAGAUAGGUUAUAUAAAUUAACAUUUCCUACUGAACAUUGUAUUAUGGUAUAAAUUUUACUCUUGGUGUUUAGUUCGGUUUCCAAUGCAUUAUGUAUUAUAUUUGAGGUAAUUGUAAUGAUAAUUAGGCUGUUUAUCCAACUGCAUCUCUAACGUUUUUAAUAAAAAUAAUUAAUAUUUUAUCUUUGUUUUA